Messenger RNA from Seminavis robusta, 1260 nucleotides. The record is from the annotation of a GenBank genome assembly. Lineage: Eukaryota; Bacillariophyta; Bacillariophyceae; Naviculales; Naviculaceae.
AUGAUGUUUUCCGGAGGACGUAGCAAACUGCUCUCCACAGCGAGUCGUCGUGGCUUGGCGACGCUCAAAAAGUUGCCAGCGGUGUCUCCUGUCUCUCAGAGCGAGUCGUCAACCGGUUUCGUCGCACAUGCCAUUGACACGGUAGCACAAACCUUGUCCACGCAAGACUCUGUGGCGGUCAAUGCGUCGGGCAGUGUGGUGCAUGGCACGUAUGGGGAUUUGGGUAACGCCGCUGAUGCAAUUCCCUUGGAGUACUUGGCGUUGUUGCGAUUUGCCGCACAAGGAGCCGCCGGUGUUCGAGCUAUUGCUAGUGGAAGUAGUAAGGGCACCGUGUUGGUGUACGGCGCCAGUCAAGCAUCGGGCAUGGCCGCCACUCAAUUGGCGUCGGCGCAAGGCCACGCCGUGGUAGCAGUCGUCAGUGGUGAUCAUGCCGGCAACACGCUCCUCAUGGAAUCCGUCAAGGGACUCAUUGACGCACCUGGAACCGCUGUGCCUGAGGUGUAUGCCCUGUCCAAAAAGAAUUUUGCCGAUUUGGUCCAGGCCAUUGCCACGGGAACCGAAGAGUCCUCUUCCGCAAGUAGUGCGGAAAUGCUCGAAGAAUUCAAGGCCAACUUGAUGGACUACUCCUACCUAAGCCAAUUCCAACCGGGAGCACCUCCGAUUGACAAGGCGGCUCUCGAUGCCCUAUUCACACCCGAACAAUAUCAAGCCUUUCGAAACAAAUUCUGGGAUCAAACAUCUCGGGUCAUUUCCGGAGAUGAAUCACAUUUCUUUUCCCCACCUCAUAUUGUCAAGUCCAUGGUGGACAUGCCCGACAAGACGACACCAACCAAGACUGGCGCCUUUCCCUACAGUUUUGGUGGAGGAUCGCCGUAUGGCAUCGCGCCAAUGGCCGGAGGAGCCGUGGCGGGAGCCAUACUGGUUGUGACACCUGUCUUGGAGGCAGCUGCCAAGGCUGUCGAUGCCGCCAAAACACUUCGUCAAAAGGGAGAAGCACUCUCCUUUUUAACCGAUGCCGAACGAACCGCUUUCGGUGCCGCUUGUUCCGUCGUGGCCGUGGCUCAAAAACAAGGCGCUCCCGUCGUCACCAUUGGAGGUUCGCUACCGGGUCUGACGUCGGUAGAACCCUCCAAGGAAGAUGUCGAUCAAGCAUUGGCUGCCAUGGACAUUCAAGAGGAUGGAUCCACAAGCUCAAUUAUUUUGUCAGACCUAUCGGGCUGUGAUUUUUUUAUGGAGAUAUGCCGUCCACAGAGCCAAUGA